CACUUCAGGAAGCCUCCUUACUGUUCAACUGGACGAGUUAUGGCUGCUUUGCGUGAUCUCCUGACGCUCCUGAUUACGGUCCAGCUCCAGCUGUCCAGCACUUCCUCCCUCUCUCAUCACACCGGCGUCAGGAAAAGCGGCAGCUCGGGGAAGCACCAGGGGUCCGUGUCUCAAUCCCUGGAGGAGGGCACUUCGGUGCUGGUGCUAGGGGAAGCCUGCGGAGUGUACACUCCGGCUUGCGGACGCGGCCUUCGUUGCUUUCCUCCUGAGGGAGACCAAAGCCCACUGCAGUCUCUGCUUCAGGGGAAAGGAGCGUGUAAGAGCAUCAAGGUCAGCAUCCAGAGGACGACGACUUCAGGCUCUCAGGCUCCAGUUACUGACAGCUUGGAGAAGGGCCCUUGCCGGAGACUGCUGAUGUCGCUGCUCCAGAAGCUCGAGCUCACUGUGAUCCAGACUGAUCGGGACAUUUACAUACCCAACUGUGACAAGAACGGAUUCUUCAAGAGGAAACAGUGUAUGUCGUCUCGUGGGAUGCAGCGUGGUCAGUGCUGGUGUGUCGACGAGAAAGGAAACAAACUCCCGUCCCGAGGCAGAGACGGUGCCAUCACAUGCAGCGCCUGAGUCAAUCACUAUUAUUAUUAUUAUUAUUAUUAUUAUUAUUAUUAUUAUUAAUAUUAUUACAUAAUACUGAAACAUGAAGAGACGGCGAUGUGCCAUGCAGUGCACUGAAUAUGUUUCACAAUGAUCAGAUCCUCUAUCUCCCCCUAGUGGCCUUGACCUUAACGUAACUCAGUAUAAUUACAACAUCUGCACAUUGCAUAUAACUCUCGCAUUCUCCUGACAGUCUUAUAUGAAAGGUCUUUUGUACAGUGUUGAAUUAUCACUAUACAUGCUGAAUUAGUUCAUUGGAAGACAUAUUUUUAUUUUAAUAGCUGCACAAAAACACAUUUAUGUAAACACAUGCAGCAUUUAAUUAGGUUUAAUUUGAUUAUUUGGUAUUAAUCCAACACUGCAAAAUGCCAAUUAACACAUAAAGCACUAAAACGACUCACACAGUAUUUAUAUAACUUCUUAACACAAUUUAAUUGAAUUAAAGUAAUAUAUAGUGCUGAAUAAACAUCUAAUGCAUUUUAAUUAGCAUAUGCAGUGUUGAAAUAAUAAUCAUCACAGUCCAGUUUCAGCUCACUUUUAUUUAAUUCUGUCUUUAUACCUCAUUUUUUCUCUCUUUCUAUUUUAUCUCAGCAUUUUUAUACUCAUGUCUGUGUUCUACUUAUGUAUUUUAAUCU
Molecule: messenger RNA, 1286 nt
Organism: Ictalurus furcatus (blue catfish)
Lineage: Eukaryota; Metazoa; Chordata; Actinopteri; Siluriformes; Ictaluridae
Gene: igfbp6a
Product: insulin-like growth factor binding protein 6a
Exons: 4
Coding region: 40-621 (193 amino acids)
Biological process (GO): regulation of insulin-like growth factor receptor signaling pathway
Cellular component (GO): extracellular region
Molecular function (GO): insulin-like growth factor I binding; insulin-like growth factor II binding; fibronectin binding
Source: RefSeq, a predicted model, not a curated record